CACCGCUCGUCUUGCAUUUUGUGACCCACACUUCGUCCAUCAAAGUUCACGGAUCUGAUCGGUCGGUUUCACAUAGUUACUCCGGCUCAGGUUCACUGCAUCGCGCAACUUUGUUAAGCAAACCAGCACAAACAUACGCCAUCUGCAAUGCCAGCUGAAACAGCUUGUCCAAUCUCUGGGGUCGACCGAGCGCUGUCGUCAUACAUCAAUUCUCGUGAUGACACGCUAAAGAUCAGACGGACGCUCUCGCGCUAUCUCACAUCCAGUCUCCGGCCAGUGAAUCAUGCAACUCAAAAUCAGCAUAUGGUUCACGAGCAUCCGCUAGGCAUUUCAGCUGCCAGUACAAAUCCGCCUGGCUUGAAAGAAUCGCGCAUAACUUACCUGCAAGCGCUGCGAGCAAGAAGUCAGGCAGAGGCGAAGCAUCGAGAGCUCCAAACAUCAUUGGAAGAUUUCCAGAACCGCCACGUCGACGAAAAUCCUACCCUACCACGACAAGGCCAAGACGACGAGUCCACGCGAGGAUAUAUCAACUUGCUCCGACAGCGUCGGAAGCUUGCAGAGUUGACUGUCAUUCAAGAAUCUCUGGAAAAACUACUGUGUGCACAGCCGACCAAGCGGCAUCAUGACCCAAGAGAUCACGUUCAGGAAGUCAUCGGAGAGCAGCCAGAUCUCCCAGCUGAGAGAUUAGAGCAGAUUGCUCAACCCGAGGACAACCAAAGUUCAAUAUUCAGGUUGAAGCAAGAAGUACUGGACGCACGAAGCCGAAUGGAUCGGGCAAAUAUCGCCAGACAACAAGCGAACAGUACAGUCCGAGGUCGAUCUGGACUUCAAGGCCAAAUUAAUGCUCUUGAAAAAGCGCGAAACGAGAUUGUGGAGUGGAUGCAGGGCGAGUUGGCCAAGAUGGAGGAAGAAUCGGUGUUUCUUGAGGAUGCCUCGCCCAUCAAACGUUCAGUACAUGAGGACACUCUUGUAGACCUUGAGUCUGCUGAAGCUCGCGUCCGUGCCUCUUACAAUCGCUACAUCGCAGCUCGAGUGGAGUUAAUAAAGACCUAUGAGAGCCUGGACGAGCCCUUGCCUGAGGGCAAAAAGACGGAGUCUGAUGAUGCCGCGAAGUCCUCUGCUGAGAGUCUCAGAGACCCCAACCUUGUGAGACCUAUCACAAAGCUGCUCCCUCAUAUUCCUCAGCUCGCUCGCUCAGCUCAGAAUGAACGCUUCUUGCUACAGCAAGCCGUAUAUCUCCAAAGUCAACUGGCUGCUUCGGACCAGGAAACAGAAGAGGCACUGCUGCGCUUGUCGGGCGAAAGCCACUUACUGCCGGCCGGAUCGAAGGAGGCCAGCGCGUGGGGCAAAGUCGCCGUCGAGGCAGAAUCUGCGACUGAGACAGUCGUGAAAAAGCUUCUGAGGGAAAGCCGCCAGGAAGUCGGCAGUAUUGACGCUGUUGCUGAUCUUUGCUCACUACAAAGUAAGGUAUUGGCUUCUGUGUAGGAAAGUCAGCGUUCCAUU
Molecule: messenger RNA, 1503 nt
Organism: Boeremia exigua
Lineage: Eukaryota; Fungi; Ascomycota; Dothideomycetes; Pleosporales; Didymellaceae
Exons: 1
Coding region: 148-1485 (445 amino acids)
Source: RefSeq, a predicted model, not a curated record